CGUUGCGUGCUCGCUCGCGCCAGGCGAGGCUCCGCGUCUCCCUCGCGAACUCGGUGAAAGGAAUUGGCGCCGUUCGACACCAGGCGGAUCCGCUCUGCAGCAGGAACCCACCUCCAGCCGCAGCCGCAGCCGCAGCCGCCGCCCGGGCCGAGGAGCAGCCUCAGCCGCCGCCAGUGGCCGAGUGAGCGGAGCCGAGUUUGAGACAGCGCCUAGCGGUGAAUCGGGGCCUCACCAUGAGUUCCUCGCCUGUUAAUGUGAAAAAGCUGAAGGUGUCGGAGCUGAAGGAGGAGCUCAAAAAGCGGCGCCUGUCCGACAAGGGCCUCAAGGCCGAGCUCAUGGAGCGUCUCCAGGCCGCGCUGGACGACGAGGAGGCCGGGGGCCGCCCCGCCAUGGAGCCCGGGAACGGCAGCCUAGACCUGGGCGGGGAUUCCGCCGGGCGCUCGGGAGCAGGCCUCGAGCAGGAGGCCGCGGCAGGCGGCGAUGACGACGAGGAGGAAGAGGAGGAGGAGGAGGAAGGGAUAGCCGCCCUGGAUGGCGACCAGAUGGAGCUCGGGGAGGAGAACGGCGCCGCGGGGGCGGCCGACUCGGGCCCGAUGGAGGAGGAGGAGGCCGCCUCGGAGGACGAGAACGGCGACGACCAGGGCUUCCAGGAAGGGGAGGAUGAGCUCGGAGACGAAGAGGAAGCCGCGGGCGACGAGAACGGGCACGGGGAGCAGCAGCCUCAACCGCCGGCGGCGCCGCAGCAACAGCCCCAGCAGCAGCGCGGGGCCGCCAAGGAGGCCGCGGGGAAGAGCAGCGGCCCCACGUCGCUGUUCGCGGUGACGGUGGCGCCGCCCGGGGCGAGGCAGGGCCAGCAGCAGGCGGGAGGUAAGAAGAAGGCGGAAGGCGGCGGAGGCGGCGGUCGCCCCGGGGCUCCGGCGGCGGGAGACGGCAAAACAGAACAGAAAGGCGGAGAUAAAAAGAGAGGUGUUAAAAGACCUCGAGAAGAUCAUGGCCGUGGCUAUUUUGAGUACAUUGAAGAGAACAAGUAUAGCAGAGCCAAAUCUCCUCAGCCACCUGUUGAAGAAGAAGAUGAGCACUUCGACGACACAGUGGUUUGUCUUGAUACUUAUAAUUGUGAUCUACAUUUUAAAAUAUCAAGAGAUCGCCUCAGUGCUUCUUCUCUUACUAUGGAGAGUUUUGCUUUUCUUUGGGCUGGAGGAAGGGCAUCCUAUGGUGUGUCAAAAGGCAAAGUCUGUUUUGAGAUGAAGGUUACAGAGAAGAUCCCAGUAAGGCAUUUAUAUACAAAAGAUAUUGACAUACACGAAGUUCGGAUUGGCUGGUCACUAACCACAAGUGGAAUGUUGCUUGGUGAAGAAGAAUUUUCUUAUGGGUAUUCUCUAAAAGGAAUAAAAACAUGCAACUGUGAGACUGAAGAUUAUGGAGAGAAGUUUGAUGAAAAUGAUGUGAUUACAUGUUUUGUUAACUUUGAAAGUGAUGAAGUAGAACUCUCCUAUGCAAAGAAUGGACAAGAUCUUGGCAUUGCCUUCAAAAUCAGUAAGGAAGUUCUUGCUGGACGACCACUCUUCCCGCAUGUUCUGUGCCACAACUGUGCGGUUGAGUUUAAUUUUGGUCAGAAGGAAAAGCCAUAUUUUCCAAUACCUGAAGACUAUACUUUUAUCCAGAAUGUCCCCUUGGAGGAUCGAGUUAGAGGACCAAAGGGGCCUGAAGAGAAGAAAGAUUGUGAAGUGGUUAUGAUGAUUGGCUUGCCAGGAGCUGGAAAAACUACCUGGGUUACUAAACAUGCAGCAGAAAAUCCUGGUAAAUACAACAUUCUUGGAACAAACACCAUAAUGGAUAAAAUGAUGGUGGCAGGUUUUAAGAAGCAAAUGGCAGAUACUGGGAAACUAAACACGCUGUUGCAGAGAGCUCCACAGUGUCUUGGAAAGUUUAUUGAGAUUGCUGCCCGUAAGAAGCGAAAUUUCAUUUUGGAUCAGACAAAUGUGUCUGCUGCUGCCCAGAGGAGAAAAAUGUGCCUGUUUGCAGGCUUCCAACGAAAAGCUGUUGUAGUUUGCCCAAAAGAUGAAGACUAUAAGCAAAGAACACAGAAGAAAGCAGAAGUAGAGGGAAAAGACCUACCGGAACAUGCAGUCCUCAAAAUGAAAGGAAACUUUACUCUGCCAGAAGUAGCUGAGUGCUUUGAUGAAAUAACGUAUGUUGAACUUCAGAAGGAGGAAGCCCAAAAACUUUUGGAGCAAUAUAAGGAAGAAAGCAAAAAAGCUCUUCCACCGGAAAAGAAACAGAACACAGGCUCAAAGAAGAGCAAUAAAAAUAAGAGUGGCAAGAACCAGUUUAACAGAGGUGGUGGCCAUAGAGGGCGCGGUGGAUUCAAUAUGCGUGGUGGAAAUUUCAGAGGAGGAGCUCCUGGGAAUCGUGGUGGAUAUAAUAGGAGGGGCAAUAUGCCACAGAGAGGUGGUGGCGGUGGCGGAAGUGGUGGAAUUGGCUAUCCAUAUCCUCGUGGCCCUGUUUUUCCCAGCCGAGGCGGUUAUUCAAACAGAGGGAAUUAUAACAGAGGUGGAAUGCCUAACAGAGGGAACUACAACCAGAACUUCAGAGGACGAGGAAACAAUCGUGGCUACAAAAAUCAAUCUCAGGGCUACAACCAGUGGCAGCAGGGUCAAUUCUGGGGUCAGAAGCCAUGGAGUCAGCAUUAUCACCAAGGAUAUUAUUGAAUACCCAAAUAAAACGAACUGAUACAUAUUUCUCCAAAACCUUCACAAGAAGUCGACUGUUUUCUUUAGUAGGCUAACUUUUUAAACAUUCCACAAGAGGAAGUGCCUGCGGGUUCCUUUUUUAGAAGCUUUGUGGGUUGAUUUUUUUUUUUUCUUUUCUUUUUUGUACAUUUUUAAUUGCAGUUUUAAAGUGAAUCGUAAGAGAACCUCAGCAUUGUGCACGAUAAGAGAAUGUGUCAGUAUUUCAGGGUUCUACAUUUUAUCUGUAAAAUGUGACUUUUUUUUUAUCACAACAAAAGUAAAAUGUUGCUUUGUACCUGGUGUCUUUUAUUAAGAAUUUACUCCCCCCAUUUCUCAGAGAUAACAGUCGGGAGUUAUUGUCACAAUAUAAUAGAAAUGUUAGCAACCAGAUUCAUGUAAGGACUAAGUGGUCCUCAUGAAUUGCAUAAGACUCUGUACUGCUCGUAUUACACUCCAUCCUCUCUGUAGUUUGCUGAGUAGUGGAGGGGUAAGCUAAAUAGUAGUUUUUGACAGUAACUGGGAAGGCUCUUUCUUUUUAAAUAAUGCAAUUGGCAUAUUUGGGAAUGAAGAUAAAAUUUGGAACUAAGAUAGAGAAGAUGGAGUGUAUGUAGAAGGGCUGUUAAAAAUGUAAAACUUGGUUGCAUUAUUUGUGGAGGCUCAAACUUGUGAAGGUUAAAUACCAUAAUUUUUCCAUUUGUUCUGCAUUUUGAUUCUGAAAAGAAAGCUGGCUUUGCCCAUUUCUUAUUAAAAAAACUUGUUGUAAAUCCAGUUGUCUAAUGGGAUCUAUAUGAAGUUAGCUAUGUCUGUAUGCCCUUCUCCCACAAAAUACUGUAUAACUAGUGUGCUUGUAGUAGUUAACUCCACCAUCUUUGUAAGCUAAUGAAAUUGUGAGUCACCCAUUUAUAUCUUAAUUUUUAAUCAUGUCAGUUCUUGAAUGGGUAUCUCCUUAGCCUGCUGAUUUCUUUUUCUUUCUAAAGAAAGUGGGUGGAGAAAUUAAUUUAGAC
Molecule: messenger RNA, 3736 nt
Organism: Eubalaena glacialis (North Atlantic right whale)
Lineage: Eukaryota; Metazoa; Chordata; Mammalia; Artiodactyla; Balaenidae
Gene: HNRNPU
Product: heterogeneous nuclear ribonucleoprotein U
Exons: 14
Coding region: 234-2711 (825 amino acids)
Biological process (GO): RNA localization to chromatin; positive regulation of transcription by RNA polymerase II; negative regulation of transcription by RNA polymerase II
Cellular component (GO): centrosome; nuclear speck; inactive sex chromosome
Molecular function (GO): RNA polymerase II cis-regulatory region sequence-specific DNA binding; poly(G) binding; snRNA binding
Source: RefSeq, a predicted model, not a curated record